Trichosporon asahii var. asahii CBS 2479 is the source of this 1539-nucleotide messenger RNA. Its product is annotated as monocarboxylate transporter, putative. NCBI's taxonomy places the organism in Eukaryota, Fungi, Basidiomycota, Tremellomycetes, Trichosporonales, Trichosporonaceae. Gene Ontology annotation, molecular function: transmembrane transporter activity. Gene Ontology annotation, biological process: transmembrane transport. The record is from RefSeq and is a predicted model, not a curated record. The transcript is spliced from 2 exons. Gene Ontology annotation, cellular component: fungal-type vacuole membrane. The coding region runs from base 1 to 1539 and encodes 512 amino acids.
AUGACCGACACAAGGUCAAAGCCAUGGCGGGACCCCUCCCUCCCCGACGGGGACUGCAUUCACGCGACAGACGCCCAGCGGCAGGCGCUCGUCGAGGCCGAGUUCGGCGCCUACCCCACGGCCAGCUUCAACGACGUCCCUUUGGCCCGAAACGUCUCGCGCGUCUCGGCUCAAUCGGGUACACAACACGUCCUUCCUUCUGGAGUCGAGGGCUACGAUGAAAAGGGAAGAGGUGGAGCGGGAGGGCAGACAUUGGAGUACCAUGCCGAAAAGGGCGAGACGGAGGCGCAGCGGGAACAUGACGAGAACCAAGUCCUCGAGGAGGCCAGUAGGAUGGAGUACGUCGAGCCGGGAUGGAAGGGGUGGCUGAAUUGCGCUGGAAGUUUCCUGGUUAACAUGCUUUGCUAUGGAAUGACACAGUCAUGGGGUGUCUUCCAGCAAGAGUAUGCCCACGGCAAGCUGAGCAGCACGUCGGGUAUGGCUGUAUCCUGGAUCGGUUCUAUCCAGUUCGCCCUCCGUCCGAUGCUUGGAUGCGUUUCAGGACCUCUUCUCGACUGUGGCUAUCUUAAGCAACUCAUGAUGGUCGGCGGUCUCCUGUACACUUUCUGCCUCAUGAUGGCCUCCCUGUCAAAGGAGUACUGGCAAGUCCUUCUGUCGCACGGUAUCGGCGUCGGUAUCGGGAUGGGUCUCAUCUUCUCGCCGUCUGUCGCGACGCUGUCCCACCACUUCGCCCGGAGUCGAUACCGCACACUCGCCUUCGGCCUCCAGGCCUCCGGCUCCGCCAUCGCCGGCAUCUUCCUCCCCAUCAUGCUAAACUACCUCAUCCCCGCCGUCGGCGUGGACUGGAGUCUGCGCAUCCUCGGCUUCCUCGUGCUCGCGUUCAGCGCCUUUGCCUUCUUCGCGCUCAGCACGACCGUCGCGCCGCGGAAGAAGGUCGCCGUCCUCUCCCCCGAGGUCUUCCGCAACAAGGCGUACACCGUCUACGUCGCCGGCGCCUGUCUCGCCAGUAUGGCCAUCUACGCGCCGCAGACGUUCGGUGUGACAUAUGCAACAAGCAAGGGCGUCCCCGUCUCGCUGGCCAACUAUGCCCCCGCCAUCGCGAACGGCGUCAGUCUCUUCGGCCGUAUCAUCCCCCUCUUCUUUGCGCAGCGCAUUGGUCCCAUCAACGUCCUCGCCGCCUUUGGAUCGGCGAGCGGGAUCAUGAUGUACUUCUGGACGCUGACCAACUCGGUCGGCGCGAUCCUCGCCUACGACGCCAUCUACGGUAUUGCUUCUGGAGGCUAUGGCGCCAGUAUGAACCCCGGAGCGGCCUCUUUCGCUCCGCACACGAACCAGGCCGGCUUGUACCUCGGCAUGUGCUUCUUCGUCUCGGGCUUCUUCUGGCUCGCGGGAACGCCCAUCACCGCGCAGCUCAAGGACACGAACGACACGUACCUCGAGGCGUCCAUGUUCUGUGCCACAGUCGUGCUCGUCGGCAGUAUUGGCAUUGGUGUCUCGCGCGUUAUGCGCAGCAAACAGGUCGGCACUCCUUGGGUGUGA